CUGUGCUGAAACUGAAACUGAUCAGUGAUCUAAUUCUGAUUAGUAAUCAAAUCACCAAAAUCACUGACAACUGAUCCAUUUUUAAGAAAGUUUUUGUCUAUUGCGUGCUAAUUGUGUUUUUGGCUUCUAAUUUCACUAACCUACAAGUUUUCUUCAAACUGUUGACCUACCUUUUCCAUCAGUUAUUGUUUUACCAUUUAGAUUUUUCUCCUUCGCUGAAGGUAAGCAACGCAAGUUGUGGACAUGUUGUGGAUCAUGGUCUCUCAUUAAAUUCUCCUUUAACCACUCAAAUAUUAUGACGUCCCAUACACGGUGUGAAAAUAAUUGCGCUUCAAAGAAUUUAAGGAGAAUUGGAACUGAGAAAAAUGAAUCGACAUCAAAUCAGGAAGCGCUCGAGAAAUAAAAAUCCAAAAAGCACAUUUGAGCAAGAUUAUAGCGAUGUCAGUCCUGAAGUUAUAACCCUUGAUAGUCGUCAAAAAAGGAAGUUGAGAGAACCAUGUCCAGUUAUUGAUCUUGAAGAUGAAGACGUAUCAAUCGUAUCUACUAAUCUCACGCAUUCCACUCCGAGUCUGCAAUCCCACGUCAGUAUCCACAAUAAAAUAAAAAAAAUGAAACAGAAAUUUGUUGAAGAAGUAUGUGUCAUUGAAAAUGAAUUACACAUAGAACCUCCAAAGAAACAAACUCAUGUCAUCAACAUUGAAGAGAAAGGAAAAUUCAGUACGAAAGACAAAACUAACUCGAUCGCACCUAAAUCGAUAACCGCUAUUUCCUCACCAGUCUCAAGUCUAAACUCUGAAAAAUCAAUAGACUUUGAAUCCCCUUCUUCUGUGCUCUUUCCUGUUGCUUCCUCCUCCAAAACCCCUGCCCCAAAUGAAACUGUCAUUGAGCCUCUAAUGUGCACUCCUCUUUCAGUUUCCAAAACUUCUCCUCAGUCAUUCAUCUUGGAUCAGACGCCUUCAAAUUUUAUGCCGUAUAAGCGCAGCUUCCAGUUACCAAAUUUGGAGGAAAUUCAUUGUAUAGAAGAAAAAGAAAAAGAAAAAGUUGCAGAGGAAAUUUAUUGUAUAGAAGAAAAAGAAAAAGUUGCACUCUCGCAAUCAGUGAACAAGCGGGUAAAGCGUCGUACCUGUCGCUAUGCCUUGCGGAGUUGCGGACCUCCACAAACCAAUAUAGCAGCUAGCCGAAAGGAGUUGAACAGAAAAAGGAGUCGAAAGGAGUCCGAUUCACUAAAAAGUCAGUCACAUGAGAUUCAGGAGUUAGAUUUCAUUCCCAUUGCUCCUACACCAAAAGAAGUUGAAGAAGACCUGUGCAAAAUUUUUCGACAAAAUAAAAGACGUAAAACUCGAAAACUUCCUCUGCGGUGUUUGUCGAAAGACUCUGUUUCAACUACUCUCAGAUCAGCGUACUCUCUGGAAAUAGAACAAAGGAAACAGAAGAGGCAAGCAAGUAAGGAACGAAAGAAAGAAUGUAAGAAGGCGCUGGUCAGAGAGAAGCUGAAGAAGCAGAAGGUCAAAAAUAAGAACUUGCAGGGAAAUGUUCGACAAAUGACUGCGCUGAUGAAAAAGAUUAAAAGUAAUAUUCACCACCGUCUAAAACUGUUGUUAGAUGAGAAUCUGCCGUUUAGAAGUGGACUCAAAAAAUUUCAACUGAAAUAUUUAAGAGAUCUUACAUCAAUACGUGAUGACGAUUACGUGGCAAUGUUGGAGGGCAUUAAUAAAUGUAAAUCUCUUUUCAAAAAAACAGGAAUGUUUCAUGAAAUAACCGAUUGGGCUUCUAAAUUGUAUAAUAUGUUGAAUAGCAUUAUGAAUAAGAAAAAUCGUAAGUUACCAGCACACUUUAAAUUAAAGCAGAAGCUAAGUUUAUCGAAAAGCAAAAUGGAAAAACUGAAACCGACAACCCGAACACAAGUAGCGCAAGAUGAAUCAAGAAAAUCAAAAAAAUUGAAUUCAUGGACCGAUGAGAAACCAAAAAUACACCAAAUGAGAGACAAGCAAGCAUUCGAAUGUAGGAGCCGUAUCAAUGAAAAAGCAUGCAGUUCAAAAAAAGAACCAUAUCCAGCCAACUCCACGCCAAAUGAAAAUGCCAGAAGUAGAGAUAGCUCGCCUGACGCAAGUGAGAGCCUAAAUGAUUUCAACUGGUUAACACUAGAUGCCUGGAGGACAGAUUAUGAAGAUCUAUCAAGUGAUGAAAUGCCUGCUUCUACACCUGAAAAUGUUCCUGUUGCUGAAAGCAGCAGCACUGAGGAUCAACUACAUCGACCAAGAAGCGAGUCAGAAUCAUCAUGUCAGGAAGUCCCUGUUGAACCCAAUUCAAAGAUUAUUGAAGUAGUCUCACUUGAUGAAGUUGAAGAGAGAGACACUCAUCUUUCAACUUCUCCUGUGAAUGAACAAACGCUUACUAAUGAAAUUGAAAUGGAAGUGAUUGAUCAAACUCUAAUUCAUGAUGCAAUGAGUUCAACCCUGGUACGCUCCAAAGAAGCUUCAAUGCUGCGCACACGUCCUCGUCCUGAUGAUGAUCAACUCAGUGUUUCAAGCGAGGAUUCAUUCUCAGUAGACAUAGGGACAAAUAUCUUUGUUCCUGGGGGAGUUUCCUUCAAAGGACGGCGGCCCAUUAUCAUUGAUGGCUCAAAUGUUGCCAUUGCCCAUGGUAUUUCAAAAAGAGGGAUCAGAGUAUUUUCAUCGAAAGGUCUUGAGAUAUGUGCCAAAUUCUUCACCAAGCGAGGUCACAAAGUCAUCAUCUUUGUUCCGUUGUUCCGAAGAAGUGACCAUCACACCCUCCAUCCUGAAAUCUUGAAUAAGCUGUCUGACAGAGGGUUGAUAACAUACACUCCCAGUCGAAGAGUCAAUCAUAAACUGUCUGUACCAUAUGAUGACAGGUAUAUCGUACAAUGUGCUGUUGCCCUUGGAGGAGUGAUCGUGUCAACUGAUAACUUCCGAGAUCUGCUGCAAGAGAAUCCCACUUGGAGGAGCACCAUUGAAAAAAGGUUGUUAAUGUUCACAUUUGUUGGAGAUAUGCUUAUUUUCCCUCAAGACCCUCUUGGAAGACGUGGCCCCAAGCUAGAUGAAUUUCUGAUGUUUCCAAGAUGAGUUGUGAGUUACAUGCAUAAAUCAUCUUAAUGAAACUCUAAAUCUGUUGAGUCUCUGUUGCAGUUAAAGGAAAUUGUAUUUCUGUUUAUAACCAGUUUUAUAAUCAUUCUUUUUUGUUAUAAUUGAUUCUCUCAUGCGUGAAGGAUCUCAGCGCAAAAAAGCUUGUAUGGCUUUAAUGUCAUAAUGAGCUUAGGAGUUCAAGUUUUUAUCGCUCUUGGACCCUUUGUGCAUUAAUUCUCCACUUAUGGGGUCUUUUACUCAAAUCACAAGUUUUGUAUAAUUUUGAUCAAAAGAAAAAAAGAAAAAAAUCAACCACUAUGUACUUGCCUGUGAUGCUCAGAAUAGUAUUUAGUAGAAAAGUCAUAAAUAUAUUUAUUUUUCAUCUCACUUUUCCUGUCACUGAUUUGUUGCUCUUGUUCUUUUCUGCUCAGAAAUGAAUCAAUCAUAUUUUUUUACUAAUUUAUACCUCCUGUUUUGUAUUAAAGACUUGUUUUCAGUUAUUGUUAUUUUUUUAAGCUAAUUGAAUGUCAAAAUGUAAAUUUACUGUUUCAAUCUGUCGUAAUAUUCAUAAUCCUCGAUCCAAGGAUUAUACUUAAGCUAAUAAAUCGUAGAUCACCUUUU
Molecule: messenger RNA, 3704 nt
Organism: Bemisia tabaci
Lineage: Eukaryota; Metazoa; Arthropoda; Insecta; Hemiptera; Aleyrodidae
Cellular component (GO): nucleus; cytoplasmic ribonucleoprotein granule
Molecular function (GO): RNA endonuclease activity; mRNA binding
Source: RefSeq, a predicted model, not a curated record